AUGGACUGUCCUUUCGUGGCGCACUGCAAUUUUGGUUGCAAUUCCAGAUUUGCUUCUGUUAGUAAUUCAGCGUGCGCUCAGAAGAACAGCCCUUCUGCGUUUUUUCUUCACCAGAAGUUUCCAGCUACGCGUAGAAAAUGUCUUGGCUUGUUAUCUGUCGGACCCCCUAAAAGGGGUUCGUUUAAAACGACAGUGUCUGCUGUUUCCUCGGUUGAAACGAGGGAAGGCGAGGAUCUUAAGAAGGAUGAGGAAAAGAAAAGGCAGUCUAAGAAAUCGAGUGGUUACUACAAGGUGAAGGUGAAUAUCAGGCUCGAUCACCAAGUCGAAUUCGGUGAACACGUGGCCAUUUUGGGCUCCGUGAAGGAAUUGGGUUCAUGGAAGAACAGAGUCAUGAUGGCUUGGACCGAAAAUGGGUGGGUUUGUGAUUUGGAGCUAACAGGAAGCCAAGACCCAAUCGAGUUUAAAUUCGUGAUAGUUGGAAAAGACAAGGAGGGAUUAACAUGGGAAAGCGGCGAUAAUCGUGUUCUGAAAUUCCCGGGUAAAGGGAGUUUCAAUGUUGUCUGUAAAUGGAACAAUACUAGUGAAGAGGUGGUUUUAUUUCCGCUGGAGCAGGUGAAAGACAAGGAAUUUGAAGUCGAGACACGAGAAAGUGGAAAUGGGAAUAUUGUGUUAGAUGAAGCUGUUACCACUAGUGCUUUUGUCGAGCAAUGGCAAGGGAAAGAUGUCACGUUCGUUCGUUCAAAGGAUGGUUUUGAUGCAGAAAAGAGUAGAAAAUGGGAUACUUCGGGCCUUGAAGGGAUUUCUUUGAAGUUAGUGGAAGGUGAUCGUGAUGCUCGAAAUUGGUGGAGGAAGCUUGAAGUUGUUCGACAACUUGUGGUUGAAAACAUCGAUGACGAUAAGCGUCUGGAAGCUCUCACGUAUUCCGCAAUUUAUCUGAAGUGGAUAAACACGGGUCAGAUUCCUUGCUUUGAAGAUGGAGGCCAUCAUCGGCCAAACAGGCAUGCUGAGAUUUCCAGGCUUAUAUUUCGCGAAUUAGAAAGAAUUUCCAGCGAGAAAGAAACUUCACUUCAGGAAAAACUUGUCAUCCGCAAGAUUCAUCCUUGCUUACCAUCUUUCAAGGCUGAGUUUACAGCAUCUGUACCUUUAACAAGAAUUCGAGAUAUUGCUCACAGGAAUGAUAUCCCUCACGACCUUAAGCAAGAAAUUAAGCAUACAAUACAAAACAAACUUCAUAGAAAUGCUGGCCCUGAGGAUUUAGUUGCUACAGAAGCAAUGCUUGCAAGAAUUACGAAAAAUCCUGGAGAAUACAGUGAAGCUUUUGUCGAGCAGUUCAAGAUAUUUCAUGGAGAGCUGAAAGAUUUCUUCAAUGCUGGAAGUCUGGAAGAACAUCUGGAAUCUAUCAGAGAUUCUGUGGAUUCAAAUUCAACAGCCAUAUCUCUGUUUUUAGAAUCAAAGCAGAUACUAGAUAACACGGACAGUAGCAGUAAUAUUUCAGAAAGUGAACUAAUAAGUAUGUUGAUGAGAACAAUGCAAGCUCUGGAUACACUUCGCCAAGAAAUCGCAAAGGGUCUCGAAAGUGGACUCCGAAAUGAUGCUCCUGAUGCUGCAAUAGCUAUGCGCCAAAAGUGGAGGCUUAGUGAGGUUGGACUUGAAGACUAUGCAUUUGUACUCUUAAGCAGGUUUCUUAAUGCACUUGAAGCUGUUGGAGGAGCCCACUGGCUAGCUAAGAAUGCAGAACAAAAGAAUGUUGACUCUUGGGGUGAUCCACUUGGCGCUCUAAUCAUCGGCAUUCAUCAGUUGGGCCUAUCGGGCUGGAAGCCCGAAGAGUGCAGAGUGAUCGGUAAAGAACUCAUGGCAUGGCAAGAUAGAGGUCUUCAAGAAACCGAAGGCAGUGAAGAUGGUACGAGAAUAUGGGGAUUAAGACUUAAAGCUACACUUGAUAGAGCCAAGAGACUGACUGAAGAAUAUUCCGAGGCGCUUCUUCAUAUAUUCCCUCAAAAAGUUGAGAUAUUAGGAAAAGCUUUUGGGAUUCCUGAAAAUGCCGUGAGGACGUACACUGAAGCUGAGAUUCGUGCGAGUGUGAUCUUUCAAGUUUCAAAACUUUGCACGCUUCUCGUGAAGGCUGUUAGGAAGGUACUAGGAUCUGACGGUUGGGAUGUACUUGUGCCGGGAAAUGCUUUUGGAACCCUCGUCCAGGUGGAGAAUAUCAUUCCGGGCUUGUUACCAUCCUCUGUAAUAGGGCCGGUUGUUCUAGUCGUGAGCAAAGCUGAUGGAGAUGAAGAGGUAGCUGCUGCUGGAGCCAACAUUGUUGGAGUUGUACUCUUGCAGGAGCUUCCUCAUUUGUCUCAUCUCGGUGUUAGAGCUCGACAGGAAAAGGUUGUAUUUGUUACUUGUGAAGAUGACGAGAAGGUCUCGGAUAUGAAAACACUGAGUGGAAAAUUCGUUAGAUUGCAAGCAUCGUCGACAGGUGUCAGCUUAACGCCAGCUUCAACACAGAGCAACAACAGCAACAUUUCACCGGAAAACCAAACAACUGCAAAUUCAACCAACUUCGAACGAAACAGCACAAUUCCAAUUGUUACCAAAACCUCUGAACUUAAUGAGAUCGUAUCAAGCAAUGGUGUCAUAUUGCUUGAGAAUGCCGACCUACAAACCUCGGGUGCAAAAGCCACAGCCUGUGCUCGUUUGGCUUCUUUGUCUAUCGAGUCCAAGAAAGCAUACAACGAACAAGGAGUCCCGGCCUCAUUCAAAGUCCCAACCGGCAUCGUCCUACCGUUCGGCCGUUUUUCGGGAGGGGGUGGGGAGGAGGCUGGGGUCGGUGGGUAUGUUCUUGGAGGGGAAGUUCGGAGGGCCGCAGGACGUUGA
This is a messenger RNA of Striga hermonthica, 2865 nucleotides long. Lineage: Eukaryota; Viridiplantae; Streptophyta; Magnoliopsida; Lamiales; Orobanchaceae. The record is from the annotation of a GenBank genome assembly.